Zerene cesonia (dogface butterfly) is the source of this 850-nucleotide messenger RNA. RefSeq lists its product as uncharacterized. The transcript has 5 exons. NCBI's taxonomy places the organism in Eukaryota, Metazoa, Arthropoda, Insecta, Lepidoptera, Pieridae. The record is from RefSeq and is a predicted model, not a curated record. Bases 47 to 649 code for a protein of 200 amino acids.
AAUAUUCUUAUCAUGUAAGAAAUCCUCGUCAGAAUUUGAUGGGUGCAUGAAGCGAGCGUUUAAUAAACUGAGACCAUAUUUCAAAAGAGGAAUACCAUCAAUGGGAAUAGCCCCAUUCGACCCCCAUUUCGCGCCGGAAGUGAAACAGAUACGGUCUGUAGGAGGAAUGGGAUACACGCUUACAUUGAGAAACGUUUAUGAACGAGGCUGGACACAGUCCACUGUUACUAAAUAUAAAACUGAUUGGGAAAACCAAAGAAUAAUUUAUUCACAAUAUUUCCCUGAGAAGUGGUUAGAAGGAGAUUACGAAUUUAAGGGUGACGCAUUUGGUCUAGGCGUGCUUCGUAUGGGCCGUUGGAACUUGACCCUGCGAGAUUACUCACAGACCACAAGAAUCAAGCGCAACGGCGACGUGGUCGACGUGCAUGUGGAAAUCGAUCAUAUCGGCGAUAUGGACAUACAUAUCGGCAACUUGUUGCAAGGCAGAAGCAUUAUGGAAAACGUAUUGGAUCGCAUCAUUAACGUGUCUUGGAAGCCCGGCUUCGCGGUGAUCCGGCCGCUCAUCAACGACCUCGUCAGUACCGCCUUCACAGACAUCUGGAGCAAGUCCUUCCAACACUUCCCCGUGGAAGCCUUCAUCAGAGACUGACCUCACUAGCAUGACUAGACCAUUUAUGUGCCAGAAACCAAUAGCCAAUAAAUAAAAAUGCGGGUUCGCUUCCAGAAACUUCAUUGUAUAAUCCAAUUAUACGUCAUGCAAAAUAUUUUAGAUAGUGUUAACUAGUCAUAAAACCAUUAUUGUUAUAUUAUUUUUAAGGUAAAUAAAAGACAUAAAUAUUACAUAUCUCAA